Phytomonas sp. EM1 is the source of this 2910-nucleotide messenger RNA. The record is from the annotation of a GenBank genome assembly. Lineage: Eukaryota; Euglenozoa; Kinetoplastea; Trypanosomatida; Trypanosomatidae.
AUGCGUGUCUCUUCAUUAGAUGUAGUCCUACUAGUGGUGCUACUGCUAUCGAGCACAACGCGAUGCCUUUGCGAGGAUGAUGAAAUCGGUGGGAUAUCCCCUAUCAGCCCCCCAACGACCGCCUCGGGUCGAGCUUUCAGGGGGGAUACAACCGAGCCCGUCAUUUUCACCAGUGAAUCACGCGUACACGAUCUAAAGGCUCAGGUCUUGGGACCCCGUUGUGAAGACUGCGCUUGUUUUACAGGGCCCUGCAGCCGUACCUUGGGGGGCUUGGAUCAAACCAACGCCACCUGUCAGGCGAACACGCCCCCCAUAUCAGCCUGUUUCCCCGCUCACACAGCCCAUGAUGGGAGGAGUCAUGAGAGGGGUUUGCGGGAAUCCAUGACCCUGGAAGGUCUCGUCCGUGGGUUUCGUGAGCGCAUCUCCUUCGCUUGUCGGCUGUAUGCCACAAAACCGAGUCAGGCGCCUACAAGGAAGGGGUGUGGUGGCUCUGGGAUCACCUCCAACUCGGGCGUUCCAUCGCGGGGUUCCCCUCCGACGCCCCCUCGAUACCGUGCACUCGAUCCCGCUAAUCCAGAGAGUGGGGCGGUGCACGUUUUGUUAGGCCUCCCUGAGGCCACCCUGCAAUCACCCCUACACGGCAGGGAUAUGUCUUUUCUUCACGCCCGGAUGGUUCGUUCUCGGCCUCCAGGGGAAGAGCCCUCCCCUUUCAUGGAGGAGGAUUCGGCCCCUGUAGCUCAGGAGGCUUCGAGAAACGGCAAUGAGAGGUUGGAGUCAUGUUUUUUUCGGGUGAUGGCCGCCAUACGGCCCAUUUGGGCUCGGAUGAGGAGCUACCCUUGGUACUAUCCGGGCGCGUUGGCGCGGUUGUUCGCGGUUCGCGUGAUCACCAUCCGCUUCCCGGUGGAUCCGCUCGUUCACGAGGCCGACGCGGCAGCGGACGGGUUCGCGCGUUCGGUUUUCCGAGGGAAGCAGCAGGGGCAGGGCGCCACACGUCUAUCGAGGGCGGCACUUUUUAGUGAGGGCUCGCUGAAGCGCCUGCGGAUUGUCUCCUACCCCGCGGUGUCGGUCGAGCUCGAAGAGCUCACACCGUUGCGGCAACUCGCUUCGCGUGAUCCGAAUGGUAAGACCUCGUUAGACAAAAUUCGCCUUACAUGCGACUUUCCCUCAGUUCUUUACACCCGGGCAUAUUUACAGAGGUUUCGGGGACUUCAAGACGAUCCAGAGCGCACGCAUUCCUUGAAAAGGAGAGCACGGACUGACGAAUACAUUGACGAGGAAGAGGACCAGGACUACGGCCGACACGUUGGGGUCGGAGGGGAUGGUUUGUUGGGACGGCUAUUAGCCGGACGCGAGCAAGGUCUCGCUUCUGGCGGCGUCAUCCGUUGGAUUUGCCUUCUGUUGAAGCGUUUUUUGGGUUUCUCUCAACGCCGCGACAAUGGCUACGUCGAUCUCCACUCCGAACAAACUGACGAUUUUGGCGAAGAAAGAGACAACGGAGAAGCUCAUAUCUUCAAUGCAGGUGGUGAUGAAAGUCAUCCCAGGCCCUCUCCACAAGUGAUGCAUGAGAUGAAGGACUUCUUAUCGCGGCUACGCGAAGAGUUAGGGCCUUACCAGCCGCACGUACAAUUGUGGUUGCCUGAGUGGAUCCAGCAGCUGCUUGGCCGUCGUGUUCUUUCGGUGGAGAAAUACAUAGAAGAGCGUGAUAGAGACCAGGGAAGUCAACGCAACGCAUCCUCAAAAGAGGGACGACGUACUAUAACUGCAGCCACGAAAUCCUCGCAGCCGAAGGACUUUUACUUCAUAUGGAAAGCAACACUGCCAGCAACGCAGACGACGUGCCUCGCGCUAGCAGCCGUUCAAUCCACGCGUAACCGGUUAGAUACCGCGUCAUCCCUGCCUAUCCACCUUGAGGAAUCUCUUGUCUUCGAUUUUCUUUGGCUAAAGCUUGGCCUCGUGCUGGUAGGUCUACGCCUGUUUCAGGUUCGUAUGGCGGACAGCCGCCUUUUGCGUAUCCUCUUCAGCGCAGUAUACGGGAGCUUCAUUCUGAUCAUCCUUUUUGUUUUGCAUUUCGUGAGAGAGUUUCAGGCGCUGAGUGUGGGAAGGAUCGGCGUGGUUGUGAUUCUCGCGGUGGGCGGGGUUGCUGCGCUUGCGGAGGUCAUGCUAAGCGCGGUAGGUUAUGUAUUGGCUAACCCAGCCGUUCUGAGCGCCGGCAUGUUUUCCUUCCUUCCUCUCAGCCUUCAGGAGCUUUUAAGGGGAUUGCCGGGGGUUGUGUCUUGGGGGAUUGUUCUGCUGUUCGCAGGCAUGCUGUCAUCAUUGUUGAUGCAUCUUUUCUUUUCCGACCGCCUUCUUUGCGUCGGCGCACGCUGGGGAAUGCACGGCCUUGUGGUGACCAACUUCCUGUUGCUCAUCGCGCAGAAUAGGGAGGCUACCUUUCUAGUCCUGUUAUUGUGGUAUGGGGGAUCUUUUGCACGCACUUUUUGGUCCUGUCUGAUGGGAGUCCUUAAGAAUGAAAGGAGGGCUGAGUCGAACAUCCCCGAGGAGAACCUACCACCUGCUGCGCACCGCGAAAUACCCUUUGCAAGGCCUAUGACAGUAGAAAGCGGACGCUAUCUUGCGUGGAAGGCGGCCAUUCAGAAAAGAGAUGCCAGCAACGCGCAACACGGAGUCUCCUCGAGUUAUGGCGUCCAGAAAGAUCAUAAAUUUCUUUUUCCAGUCAGUCAUAGAAAGAUAUCGCUGUACGAGGAGGAAGGGGCUGCACAUACACGCCGAGCCCUCGAGGAACUGGCCAUGCAGGUCCGCACAAACCCUGAAAAAUACUCUCAACGACUGCGGGAUCCGAACACCGUUUAUCAGUGGGCUGGUGUGGGGGUAUGUGAUAGUGAGAGCGAUAUUUCAAGAGACUCAAAGUAA